CCAGCUGCCGCGCCGCCGGCGGCCCGGGGUAAACUUCAAGUUUGAACUCAGGCUAGUAAAAUUCCGGUUUACCUCUCGCUCUUGCGCGUCUCCCGUAGCUAGAUCCCGUGGCUCUCCCGCGGCCCGCGGACACUUCCCACUAGUACCCAGCCCUCGGAUCUCCUAUUAAAAGUCGCGGCCCGGUUUUGAUUCCAAUACUGUACGGAGCUUGUAGGUGAGUGGAAUAUACCGCAGGUACCUCGGUACAAUUCAACGUUUGACCGAUGGAGAUUUUCGAUUCGAGUCUGCUGCGGAUAAACUUAGAUCUAGAAGAUAAAAAAAAAGCCAUACUUCUUCUGGCAGAUGCCAUCGAGCAGGAAACGUUGAAUUGUCGAGCAGAGGUGGAAAAGCUCGAAGCUCUUUGUGAAGCCCAUAUGAGGACGGCAGGAGAGCAAAAACAAUUUGAGCUCACGAAAGGGCUUCUAAAAGUGGAUGUAUAGUUUGGAUUGCAAGACGGGGCACCAAAUGGACGCUUGUAGGCACUUCUGCUUGUCAAAAAGCAGCUCUCCGCUGAAUGUACGAGAAUUGUCCUCGGGAUAAAUGUGAGUCACUCCAUUUGAAACUAUUAUUAUCACGUGUUACUGCCCCAUCACAGAUCAAUGAAGACUCUAUUUGUCGUGCUUUGGCCGCAGUCUUGCACAAGAAUGAUGUUAGGUUAGAAGCUUGUCGGAUCAAGUGCCUCGCCGUGCCUUUUACCAUAGUGCGGAUAAGUUAUUUCAUGCUUCAGGUGGAAUCAAAACAUCAGUUGUCGGCGACGAGAGUACGUAAGGGCUCAGACAGCGUCCAUCCGACAGGUGACCGUGAUAGGACUUGAGCCUGAGGUUCAACGACUGAUCCAGAAACAAAAAAGGGAUAUAAUAGCGCAGCGCACUGCCCAGGACUUAGCAUGGAGCGCAAUACGCACCAAGUUGAGUGGAAAACUUUUUGAUCAGCAGGUGGCACUACGUGAGACAAUGAGUCGUGUCCACGCACAGCGCGAUUUCAAUGAAAACAUUCGCAUUGGUCAAUCCAUAACAGCACUUCAGUGUGAGUUCCAACAUCGUUGCACAAUCACAUCAAGAGCGCAAUCUGGACGCAUUGAAAAAUUGCAGGCCGAAUUACAGAAAAAGCUGCAUUUGGAUAGUGCUAAAUUUCAGCGUAUGCAUCAGAAUUUGUGCGUGACGAAGAGAGAUCGCCUCAGGACGAGACGUGACCAGCUCGCUUGUGUGCGGGAUACUGUAUAUCAGCUUCAAUGCUUUGGAUCUAGAAUAGUUGCUGAGGCACGAAAUUCGGACCAUGCGGUUUGGAUUCAGGCAACCAUAUCCCACGUCAACACAAUUUCAAAGGAAUCAUUUUCAGUGAGGACAGAAGAAGUCUUGCGCCGGCGGGACACUACCAUCGGCAAUAUAAUUCACCAUGACCAAGCGUUAACACACACCUGGGAGCUCGGCAUAAUGCAUGCCGCAGAUGCAUACGAAACAAGUUGCAAAGACUAUCACUGCGCUAUUAUUGCCAGACUCCAAAUACAGCGUACUAACUGGAUUAAACAAACGAAAAUCUUGAUACGUGAAAUUCAGUCCCUGAAUCAAGAGGUCUGUGCCCUCAAAGCCAUCGGGGACAAAACUAAAAAUCGUUGGCAUGACAUGGAGAUGGCUCUUGCCAAACCAAGUUAUGAGGCCGGGUCGCAUGCUUACAAACUCCUUUGUACCCAGACGAGCAGGCAGCAGACUCAUGCCCAAGAGCUUUACCUGCUCGAUGAUAAAUGUGCAGCUGCUGAGCUACCCAUCAAAGCAAUUACCACAAACAUUAGGCGCUUAGUUGCUACUUACGAUUUCUUACAGGGACAGCAUCAUGAGUUUCACCAGCGUGCUCUUAUAUCCAAGAAUAAGGCAGUUCAAUGCCACCUUCGUGAUAAUGCAAACAGACUAGUGCGAAUAGUUGACAAAAUCGGACUCGAAACAGUCCGUCAUAAUCAUCUUACUAAAAUGCUUGCUAGCUACACAAGAAGCUGACCGUAACGUUUCAGUGGUGGCAAGUUGAAUGCACACGACGCCAACCCUCGCUGGCGGCAAUGCAAAGAAGCGAGAAAUAUCGCGUCCCUUCGCAUGGGUCGCAGAUUGGCGCGAGCUACAACUUGCAGCUGCAGUAACUUCCGCUCGAUUAGGAGGGGUUCUCGCUAAUCUCACCGUUGAUUAGAAUAUGAAGGGUUUUCGCUAAUCUCAUUCCCAUUAUACUACUCGGGCGGGAGAGAAAUUCGGAGAAUGCCAUCAGUGAUCCCACGCAUAUCAUGAUGACGCAGUAUGAUGAUGGUUUUGUGUGGUUUGGUUUGUUUGGUUUUGUUCAAGUUUUGGUUUUUGUUUGGUUUGCUUGGUUUGACUUGGACAGACUCACCAAUCGAGAGUUCAAGUUUUCCACAAUACAGUGUGGGUGGGUGGAAGAACUUGAAAUCAUGAUUGCCAAUACCGUGACCAGCGGCUGCCACUGUCAUCAUGAUUGUUGCCAGCCUCAGGCUGAGGCCGAGGCCUAUGAUUCUGAAUUACCGUGACUCGGCGGACUCAGACUCGGAAAUACUACACCGUCACCGUGACAGCACUGCAUAUACGCCACGAAGUCCGAGUCCACGACGUGGGGCGCAUCAUGAUCAGCGUAUUUAGUGGCCCAGGGUGCCUAGGAGCCCCCACUUGUGAUCCUAUGGGUCUGCUGGCGCCCCCCCAGUGGCUUGCGUACCGGGCCAGCUGAAAUCUAGCUGAAUACAGUGGCUCUAUGAACUCCGCGGAAUACAGUGCGGAAACCACGGUGGAGAGUUUUGGUGGAGGCUUCUUUGACCGCGUGGUACGUCUUCACUUGUCCUCGACGAGCGCAAGCCUGCACCGUAGGCUGCUGGUGUGAGUACGUCUCAUAAAGAUGUGUAUCGUGCAGCUGAGAUGCAAGAGUGUCGAGCUCAGUUGCGAAUCACCUUGCAGCGAAUAGCUGAUGUGGAGUCAAUUAAUGUAGAUCUCGAGUCCCGGCUAGAGGCGCAGGCUAAAGAGUACAUUCAACUCGAGUCGGAUGCUGCAAAGUCGUACGCAGCAGCCGCGUAAUUUGUUGCUUAACUUCCAAUUUAAUCAUCAUUCGACGGAUAUAGGCUUGCACAUUGGAAGAUGCAAUAUAAAGCACUCGCUGAAGAGGCUGGAAGUUGGAAGUGCGCGUCACAGCCGAGUAUUGUCCCAAAAUGCUUGAGAUAUGACAUACCAUAUCAGGAAAUUACAUGCUCAGCAGGAGCUGAAGAAUCAGAAGAUCCGCGAACAAUUGCUUCGCACAGAGCGAGAGCUACAUGGAAUUCUUCAGAAGAAAUAUGACAUCAUGGAAUAUGCCCGG
Molecule: messenger RNA, 3375 nt
Organism: Pelagomonas calceolata
Lineage: Eukaryota; Pelagophyceae; Pelagomonadales; Pelagomonadaceae
Source: the annotation of a GenBank genome assembly